This is a messenger RNA of Pocillopora meandrina, 4498 nucleotides long. Lineage: Eukaryota; Metazoa; Cnidaria; Anthozoa; Scleractinia; Pocilloporidae. The record is from the annotation of a GenBank genome assembly.
CUUUUACAUAGUGACACAGACACACGAUAUCUCUCCGUUACUGCUUCUCGCUGGGAGAUCACCCCAAAACAAAUUCACCUCCAAAGCAUACUGGGAACUGGGGCAUUUGGAGAGGUUUGGAAAGCUGUGGUCUACGGAAUGAAAGGACACCCUGACGAGACUACAGUGGCUGUCAAGAAACUAAAACGUAACUAAGGCCUAAGUUUACUACAUUUAGGCAAGGUCUUAUACAGUUGAAAAAAAAAAAAAUACAUAAACGUGGUUUACGACUAGGUUAGGAAGGAAUUCGAGGGUAUUCGGAAUCUCGACUUGUCAUAACUUAAAUAUGUUUUUUUUUUAAAUUUUAAAAGUGUAUAAAUCAUAAUUCAUAUAAAAAAUUUAUCGACAAUAUAUCACAUGUUUGAAAUAAUUUCAAAAGUCACGAAAUAUUUUAUUUUCUUGAUAAGUGCCGUCUCUCAAAACAGAUCUCCGCGAUUAGUUUCCGCCAAAUUUUCAAUGAAAAUGCGAACGAGUAGUUACUGUGAAUUUCCAAUUUAAGUGUUCGAUAUAGACCGGUGGAUGAUAAUCUUUUUACCUACUUAUCUAUUCCUCUGUGUGCACAUUACGAUAACAGGUAACUGUUCUGACCACGAACAGGAAUCAUUGGCGCAAGAAAUUGAAUUGGGAAAAUCUUUGGGUGGAGACAAACAUCCCAAUAUCGUUAAUUUCCUGGCGUGUGUUUCCACAUGCAGUAAGUGUCUAAGUAGUGAAUUUUCAAAGUAUCAUGUCGAAUCAUGUUUUUUUUCUUGGAGACCGGACAUAAUUUGUCGGCUGGGGAGAGGGGGUGAAGAACCUGGGAGGGGGGGGUUGGGGAGCAUGAUGUUCAGAGGUAAAGGAGAUGGGGAUCAUUUUUCGUCAAUAGAGUAUAAAGGAAGAACUGCAGAAUAUUGACAAUCAAUGAACUGCCAACAAGGGGGAAUCAUAAGAAUAUUACAGAGCCUUGUGGAGGAUCAGGUAAUUUUUACAGUGUCACAACCGAAAUCCUCCAAACCCACCAUGCGACAAGGAAGUUUUGGAACCAUAAGAUAAAACCAAGAACGCAGUGUAUUUCACUCUUCUUUACAUUUUGAUUUUUUUGAUUCACUUCUCUAUUCAUCAAUGUAUUCCUUUUUUCUUGCAUCUAUUCAUUCAUUCAUUUAUUUGAUCGUUCAUUCGAACAUUUUCAUUUUCAUUUCUUGCUCUUUACAGCUAUUCUUUUAUAUCACAUAAUUAUAAGUGUCGUUGUUAUGUUACAGCACCUAUGAUGUUGGUUUUGGAAUAUGCUCCAUACGGGGAUGUGCUUGGCUAUCUCCGGAAAAGCAGAGGAGUGGAAGAUCAGUUCUAUUGUUCCCCAGAGUGUUGCCAGCAGGAAGUGACUUCAUACGAUCUGCUUAGUUUUGCACAACAGAUUGCUUCCGGAAUGAGUUUUCUGGCAUCAAAGAAAGUAUGUGUUUGCUUAAACGCUAGGAAAUGUCUGAGAUGUAUUAUUCUUCGUCAAAUGUAAAUAGAAAUUUCCCUUAAUUUUUCCUACGAUUCACAACUGGUCUCCUAAAAAUUUCUCAACACCUUCCUAAGGAAAGUUAAUACUUCGGUUCCCGAAGGCUGAUUGAUGUACUCUUCCUUUUUAUGGCCAACAGUUGUAGCUACUAUGGUUUAACAACACCGGUCGAGAAGCACUGUUUAUGUUUAGCACUGUUGGUUUCCUACGCUUAUCUCCCAACCUCCCGCGUGUUUUCAUCAGCCUAUGUAAACACGGAAACCAUUUUACAUUUCUUCAUUCAGCUUUGCAUUGCCUAUGCAUUUCCGCUCAAAGCAAUUCUGCAAUUUUCAGAUCCUUCAUCGUGAUCUCGCUGCAAGAAACGUUCUGUUGGGAGCAGACAGGAUUUGUAAAAUUACCGACUUUGGACUGGCUCUGAUAAGGGAUAAAUAUCAGCAGUAUCUUUACUGCACUGCCGUUAGAAAGGUAACUGUACUUGUUAAAUCUUUAACUUCUCUGAAUGGGUGACUUUAAUCGCUUUUCAUGGAGGAACAAAGACAAUAACUCGAGCUGACACUAAAUCAACUUUUUUAUUCGUGCAUACCUACUAUUGCAGUGUUUUCUCUAUUUAGUUUCAUUAAUUUCGUUAUCAUUUCCCAAUUCAUAGGGUCGCCUCCCGAUCAAAUGGACCGCCCCUGAGCAUCUUUUUAAAGGUUCUGACGAAAAAAACGUCAGAGUGUCAGAGAAAAGUGAUGUGUAAGUUAACUAGCUAAGGGGUCAUCUUUUAACCAUUUAUCUCCCAUGAGUGACCAAGACAGAAUUUCUCCUUACAAUAUCAACAUAAUAUCAAGCAGAUAACUGAUGAGAACAAAGAAAGGUCUUAAUUAGGGGAUUAUUAGUUGAUCCAAUACCAAAUUCUCCAAACUUACACCAGAAGAACUAUGUGGAAAACAGUAAGGAGAAUUACUAAUGAGAUCUUGGGAGUUAAAAGGUUAAUGAAAGUGAAAUUUUUUUCCUUGAGCUUUCUAAUGAGUGUUUUAGCUCGAUUCUUUUUUAACUUUUCUAAAAGGUCUGUGAAUGCACUCGUACGAGAUCCUCAAGAAUACCUUGAAUCUUUUUCUUGUUCGUUGCUAUUUUUUUCAGCCUAUGUAAGUGUAUUGAAACGAAAAACGUUUGUGGAAAGCUUCUAACUUAUGCUUGUCGUAUGGCAUUACCUUUACAAGUGAUUUACGCCAUUUCUUUUUGAAAAAUGUUACCUUUCGGCGAAAGCCGACGUCCGUGGUUUUGUGGAGUGAUAUGACGUCAUUUCACUGUCUGUACUCAUUGACAAUGACUUUCGAACAAUUGGUACAAGAUAUUUUAUAAUUAUUUGUUAAUUUCACAUUGUUUUAUUUUCUCUUUUUAAAAUAGUUGGUCAUACGGCAUUGUUCUGUUUGAAAUAUUUACUCUAGGUGAGUUGCAUAACCCUCAGCGUUAAAUGCAGUAUUGACACUGUUCAUGAAACCUCUACUGUUUGUCGUUAGGCACUUCUGAAUGACGGUUUCUCCAAAACUCGUCACUUUUUCUACACCCUUGCGGUUACACUUUUUGCAAUUACCGCUUUCGGGCUUAAGUUGAAAAAGCGCUUAACCCAUAGGGAUAUCAGUCCAUUUCUUAAAAGAAAAGGGAUUUCUAUUAUCCACUCAUUAUUUGUUUUCAUCACAUUUGGACGUGCGUCAUGAAAACUAGGUCGAGUACAUCAAAUCCAGACUUCCAUGUUUACCUAUGAGUCUCCUUGGGUAUAAAGGAAGAAUAUCCGGCAAUAACCAUAAACCUUGGUUUUGUGUACUAAACCCAGUGUUCCUGGUUUCCCGUCCAAAUAUACCGACUUGAUACCAUUUCUUUUAAUAGGAGGCGUGCCUUAUCCGGGGUGGAACGAAUGGAAAGUUGUGUAUGAACUGAAAGUGAACAAAUAUCGGAUGCCUCAACCAGAACAUGUCAGUGAUGAACUGUAAGUGCGAAUUAACCAAUCUUAUAAGAUUGGUGACUCCUAUGGAUUUCUAUCUUUUAUUGUUGCCUAAAUUAUAUCCCUACAAGAGGCAAGAAAAUAAUUUUAUGUCGUCUUUUUAGCUAUCUCAAAACAAAUUUCUUUAAAAAAUAGCAAUAUAACUGAAUAGUGAAUAAAACUUUAGAACUGAACGGAACCAUUGAACCUAGCCGAUCAAAACUUACAAACGCCUUCUAAGCCCUUAAUGGUUCCCAAAGGCAAUGACGAAACUGGCCAAAAAUUUCUAAACAGUCACACCUAUGAUCAAAUUACCCGGUCGACAAUAAAUUUUUGGUCCUGUUUUUUUCCUUCGAUACCCCUAAUCUGUAGAUAUCAGCUUAUGGCGGAUUGUUGGAACGAAGACCCUGACGCCAGACCCACGUUCGAUCAUCUUCAUGAAGUAAUGACUGGGUUUUUGCAGGAAGAGGUAACUAUUAGCAUUAGACAAAAUACUCUCCUGAUUUGCUUGUCUAUUCAUGCCAUCUCAAAAAGCGUUCCAUUUAGUCAAGUCUGAAUUUGAUCCAUUGCGUGGCUUAAGAUUGACAAUUGUCUCGAAUGGCAAGCCUCCAUAUGUGGACAGUAGGGGCACGAAUUUCCCAAAGUAACUGGCAGAGGAUAGAAAUAAUCUGUAUAGUAUCAAAUUCUACUGUGAAAGGCCUAUAUAUACUUAUUCUUCAAGAAUGUUUUAGUAGCGGCUAGUUGCCGACCCUAUGAUAUAGUGUGUGUAGGAGCUGCAAUGUGUUCAUAGUCGAAUAAUAAGAAGGCUUAUUAAUUUUAUAGAGUAAGGGUCUCCGUUGUUAGGAUUUCCUCACUACUUCUUUUGAAUGUUGCAGUAUUAGAUGUCUUUUAAUUCCAUGCCAUUUUUUCAGCACUAUGUGGAUAUGUCAAAGUAUGAACCAAGUCUUUAUGCAAAUGUGGAGGAAAUGGUCACUUCUUCAGGUCUUGCUUCCUUUGAUAAUUUGACGACUGUGCUGUAG